Molecule: messenger RNA, 589 nt
Organism: Drosophila innubila
Lineage: Eukaryota; Metazoa; Arthropoda; Insecta; Diptera; Drosophilidae
Exons: 4
Coding region: 29-298 (89 amino acids)
Source: RefSeq, a predicted model, not a curated record
AAGAGAAGACGCCAAACAUCAAAACGCCAUGACGAAUAUGACGCUACAGCAAGUGCUCGAACUGCGAAAGGCGCAGGAAGAUUUGAAUACCAGCAAGUCCUUAUAUUUGGAGUUUUAUCGCAAAAUGGCUAAACAUGCAUACAGAACCGAUCUCGAGAAUUUGAUAAGCGGUGAUUUUAAUGUAGUAUUCGAUGAGCUGCACGUACUCAAUUUACCUCCGCAAUACACUACACAAGAUGAAUACACAUCAAUGCUACAGAUGGCGGAACUCUAUGAGAUGAACAAGUCCUGGCUCUAGGCGUGCUUCGAUUUGUUUAAGUUAUUAUUUAACCAAUAGUUAUGUAAAAUUAAAUGAAUAUGCUUCAAGCAGUCAAAAGAAGGCGAAAGACUCUGAAAUUAAUCAACAUCAUCAUGGUAAAAUUGUGCAGAAGCAGAUGCAAUUAGAAGGAGAACUUACAUUGAACAGCGGGAUUAUAGGACGCUCUUUGAACAUGCUUCCCUUAGUGCGUAGUAUAAGCAUAUACCUUACAUCCAACUGGAACAAUAAAUAAUUUAAUAGAUUGCAAAUAAAAAUAUAUAUAUAAGCCUA